AUGCGCGUCCGCUCUCUGUCGGAACAAGCAGUAUCCCAGGGUGGUGUGGCGUUGGCGAUAAGUCUCGAUAUCGUCUAUGCCUUUAAUUAUCUACCCUUAGGCGCAAUCAGGAGUGCACUGGCACACCAUCAGGUGCCCCCCUACCUGAAAAAUGUUAUCGGGGACUACUUGCGUGACAGGUAUAUUCUGUACAUGGGGCAAAACGGUAGAAAGAUCCGGAGGGAGAUCAGACGUGGGGUUCCACAGGGAUCGGUGCUACGGCCGCUACUGUGGAACCUCGCCUAUGAUGCGGUUCUGCGAGUUGAACUUCCCGCUGGUGUAGAUAUCGUCUGCUAUGCCGACGACACGUUGGUGGUUGCCAGCGGGGUCACCUUCGAGAGGGUCAAAGAGCUCGCCGAGUUUAGGGCGGAAGUCGUCGUCGCUAAAAUCCACGAGUUGGGAUUAGAAAUAGCGCCUCACAAGACCGAGGCGCUAUAG
Molecule: messenger RNA, 477 nt
Organism: Parnassius mnemosyne (clouded apollo)
Lineage: Eukaryota; Metazoa; Arthropoda; Insecta; Lepidoptera; Papilionidae
Source: the annotation of a GenBank genome assembly